AUGGAGCCGGGGAGAAAGAAAUCAUCAUCUUCUCCAUCUCGUACUCCGAUAAUCAGUCGUGUUUUUCCAGUUUCUUGGUUUUCAAAGUUGAAGCAAAAAAGUGUCGGCCCCGAGAUUAAGCCAGCAAAGAAACAACAGAGACGUAAACGAGAUUUUCCGCAAGCUGGUAGGAGAGUAGCGAGAUUCUAUGACGACAGUGACGAUGAUGCUUAUUUGAGGCUUUCGUUUCGUAAAGAGACGAGAACAGAAGACGACAAUGCGAGUGGAACUAACCCUAUUUGGUAUGAUUCUGAUUAUGAGUUCAAAGUUCCGAUUUCAAGUUUUAAGGGCUUCGGUUCGAGAGAAAUGGAAGCACAAACAAGAAAAGAUCACAAACGAAGUACAAAACAGUUCGAGGGACGAGACGAUAGUCUGACAGAAGCCGGGAAAAUCGAGAAAAACGGGGGAUCUCGUAGCAGAAAAACUGAGCAAAACAGAGCGAAAGCUUGUUCAGUAAAAAAGGAAAACAGAAUUAAAGUGUUGGAAGAGAAGAAGAAAGUGAAAAAGAAGUUCAAGAAGAGAGAAGCAAAGGAGCAAGAAGGUGGUGAUAGUAGGACCGUUUUCGAUAGCUGUGCUGUAAGGAAGUGUUCUUUUAACCCACAACAGGACUUCAGAGAAUCGAUGGUUGAGAUGAUUGUCGAGAAAAGAAUCCAACGGCCUGAAGAGCUCGAAGAACUCUUGGUUAGUUAUCUUACGUUGAAUAGUGACGUAUACCACAACCUCAUCAUCAAGGUAUUCCAACAGGUAUGGCUUGAGAUUAGCAGGGGUAUUAACGAAAAUAAUACUAUACAUCCUAAAUAA
Molecule: messenger RNA, 840 nt
Organism: Erythranthe guttata (spotted monkey flower)
Lineage: Eukaryota; Viridiplantae; Streptophyta; Magnoliopsida; Lamiales; Phrymaceae
Biological process (GO): negative regulation of DNA-templated transcription
Source: RefSeq, a predicted model, not a curated record